UCAGGCCCCGUCAGAGACUCUGGGCAGAUGGUGACUUUCUCAAGUGUAACUUUCACUGAAAUACUGGGGACAACUGAGCUGUCUUCUCAGGGAAGUUUCUGCCCGCUGCACCCUUCUGGAAGCCAUUGGCUGGGUCUGCAGGUUUCCAGCCGGUCCUGUGGAUUUCCGCCUGGGCAGCUCAGCGGUUCGGGGAUAAGCGCUGAAGCCAUGAGUCCGGAACGUCUUGAUCUGGUGUGAAAUGAACCCCGAUUUUGUGCUGAUGGGGUCUUGUUUCCCUACAACAUUAUGGUUUCUUUAAGACUCUCACCUUGGGAAGGAACCACAGGGGAAUGAAUCUUUGAAAGAAUUAAGCCAGAGCGCCCAACUUAGCAACCAAGACUACAUCUGACCUCGACCAUGUAUCAUCCCAACCCUCUCAUCUACUGCACCUGCUGGGACCCCUGGAACUUGGGACCACGGAAGCUAAUCAAGACCCCUCAUCCACUUCCGAAGACCUCCUCGGGGAAGUUUAAGCAAACUCUUCCUACACCAGUUUCAAGAGAACACAACUACCUCCAGUCCCAACCGAUAAAACCUGUUGUUUCCCCAAAAGACAAAGCCCAGACAGGGAAGCCGGGGGAGAGCAGCAAACUUCCUCCUACCCAGGAAGUGAUUGACGUGUCACCUGGCUACAAACUUGUUCGAAAUCGAGAACAGAUUUCGGUCACCUUGGGAGAUGAGAUAUUCAGUAGGAAAAAACACUCUGAAUCGGACAUCUUGAGCAAAAUCAAGUUUUCCAGGACUGAUAUCAUUUCGGACCUUGAGGAGCAGAUCUCUGAGUUGACAGCAAUAAUAGAACAAAUGAACAGAGACCACCAGUCUGCCCAGAAACAACUCUCCCAGGAGAUGGAUGACCGCUGCGCUGAAAUGAAGCAGAAGUUUGAAAAUGAGAACAGCGAUCUCAAAAAGGCUCACAAAGUGGAGCUUGAGAAGUUAGAGAGCAGCUACAAAGAAGCGUUGAAGGUGGAGAAGGCACAAGCCCAAGAGAAACUAGAGGAGAUGGGCAAGGAAUAUAAGUAUCUGAAGAAUAUGUUUCACAUGUAUCAGGACAGCAUUUACGAUGAAAUGGAAGAUAGGUGGUCAAAGCGGAAGGCAGAAUGGGAGAAGGAUGAGAAGCUGGAGCGGGAAAAGAUCCUGUUACAACAGAAACAUAAGAUGACAAAGAAGUUUGAGUUAGAGUCGGAAGAAGAGAAGAAGAAAAUGAAUGACUCCUUCAGCGCCCUCUUUGAGAACUUCAGUCGUGAGAAAGAGGAGCUCAUGACACAACUCGAUGAUGCUAACUUGCAAAUACAGGAGCUGAGAAAAUCCAAGGAGAUCCUGGAGGCUGAGUUGCGGGCACAAGCUCUCGUUCUGGAGACACUUAACACCAACCUUUACCACUGCCAGCUGGAGCUCCAGAGAGAGAAAACUGUAGUGGGAAAUCUGGAGAAACUGGCGCAGACGAAGCUGGUUGAAGCUGAAGAAAAGUAUAAGUACACCAUACAGCUCCUGACCGAAGAAAACACCAUCCUCAGGCAGAAGAUCAAGAACGAGGACAAUUAUGAAGCAAGAUCGGAAAAGUCGGCCUCUGCUACUCCUAGUGUGUAUGAGUCUGACUUUCCUGAACCCAGCAGCAACAGGAAGUAAGCGUUGUAGAUAAGGAACUGUGCUCUGCCGGGCUGGAGCCGUGUGGAGCUGCAGACUCCAGCAAGGUUUUCUAGAGAGAUGCAGAUGGGUU
Molecule: messenger RNA, 1756 nt
Organism: Onychomys torridus (southern grasshopper mouse)
Lineage: Eukaryota; Metazoa; Chordata; Mammalia; Rodentia; Cricetidae
Gene: Flacc1
Product: flagellum associated containing coiled-coil domains 1
Exons: 15
Coding region: 397-1665 (422 amino acids)
Cellular component (GO): cytoplasm; sperm fibrous sheath; outer dense fiber
Source: RefSeq, a predicted model, not a curated record